CAUCAGCUCGCGGCCUGAGCCUGGUAGAGGCAUGGAACCCUCCGUGAGGACUGCAUCAGAAUUAUUAGUGUUCGUGUUAUCCCCUCUGGCGGUGGUGAUCUUCAAGCGUUCUUAUAUCCAGCAAGUCCACCCAGUUGCACCAUUUCACACCAUACAAUUUCCGUUCUUGAGUGCUUUUCAGCUCAUCAUGGCAACACCAUCGAAGCAGGAUCAAGUCCUCCGGGUACAUCGAUAUGACCCCAGCAGCAAAACAUCAAAACAGAAGCAGAUCGUUCAAUUGAAUGCAGAUCAAACAAUCAAAGGAAAAACUCUCAAGGAUAUUCGAGAAAUUCUCGUCAGCAACCAUGUAUUUGAUUCCAAGGACCUCAAGAGCCCAUUCUGCGAACGCGAUGGUUCCGACGUCGGUGAUGACAUGAAAGUGGAAUUAUACUUGGCCCUUCUGGGCAUCAAAUCGUCCGAUGUCCCCAAUAAAGACAUUUAUUUCAAGACUAAGAAACUUUUCACCAAUGUUGAUGAGGCCACUAAAGCGUUUAUCAGCCAAAAGCUAGAUCUAGCAUUCGAGAAUCCACCAGAAGUACUCAAGAAAAACCCCGAGCUCUUGACUUCAGCCUUUGAUCCGAGUAACUGGAAAGCAGUUCAGGGAAAGCUUAACCAUGCCGCCGACCUGUCCGAAAAAGAGUGGAGCGUCAUAACAAGAGAAAACUGUCUUCUGAGUGGGCAUCAUGUGAUCACAGACGUGGAUAAUAAGACUCCUCGAAGAGUAGAACGCAGCGCAUAUAACGCAUUCACCUUGCGCCCUCGCGAGUUUGAAGCGUACGAGAUAUCCUCGAAAAACACAGAUCCAGGAAAGUACAAAUGUCGUAUUCCUCACUAUAGAGUGGACGACUACUCCUCUGUCACGGUGGUUGAGACAAAAAAUGCAUUUCAGAAGUCGCUUGCCGAUAGCUCCUUCGCUGAAGGCUCUUUUCAGAUUGCAGGAGCAGCUGCGAUGGGCCCAGUCUCAGCGGGUGCCAAAGUCGGUGUAGGAGGCGGCACAUCCCAAAAUACGGGGAAAGACAACAAGACGAAUGAACAGAAUCUGGUGGUUAACUACAAUUUCCCUCGCGUCACCCUUCACUGGGAUCCCGUGUGCCUUGACAUCACCGAUGAAUGUCUAGAGGACAUCAGGAAGGUCAAAAACCCCGACACACUCGGAGAUUUCCAUAACAAAUACGGGCUCCUGUUUGCUCGCCGAGUCCAACUAGGUGGCCGACUAUCCAGUUCGAAAGCGAAAAGCGCAGAUAGCAGUGCCAGUUCCGUGGACGAGGCCAGCAAGUUCAAAGCCGAGGUUUCAGCUUCUGUAUCUUCUUUUUUUACCCAGGCUUCACUCAAUGCCAGCCAUGAAAGGCAAAAUCAGAAGACUACCGAGUCCUCGGAGCAAAAUUUUAAGAACAGCAUUGCUUGGGAAGCCACGGGAGGGGAUACGCUUUUAUGCAACAACCCUCCUCAAUGGUGCGCCACUGUCGGUCAGUACAAAUACUGGCGGGUUGUCAAUCAAGAGGAUGCUGUCCCCUUAUACCAUUUUCUCUCGUGCUUCCCGCAGGCCGGCCGUGAAAUCAUCGAACGCUUUGAAUUGAGUGCAAAGGACAAGCUCACCCCUCAAGAUGAAAAAAGGCUCAAUAAAAGUGUAGAAACGAGAAUGGAGGACUUGAAAGAGGGGAUGAAGAAGAAAGGCCAUCAGACAUUCCAGCUGAUUGAACAGAAUACAGGGUGCUCUAUGAGUGUUGUUGAAGGAACUGAUGACAUCAUCAAAUAUCUGGAAAAUAGUUUUCACACGAGAUUCAUAUCGAACGCCUCCGAACAUCUGGACAAAGUGAAGAAGACCGGGGCAUGUAUCAAAUGCAAUUCCAAAGCGUCAGGCAAGACCACUGAGUUCAUGGCCCGCAAGCGAUUUGGAGAGGGGGAAGAACCAGCUCUUAAAUUCUGGGAACCAUUCAAUAUGCAAUCAUGUGGCGAUAUUUUCCUGCAUAUUUUUGUUUCUGGGACCCGGACAACCUCGAAAACAAAGGCUACAUCCCAGACGGCGCUACAGUCUACCUCGGGGUCGGCAGUAAAAGUGAACAUAAUGAACAGGAAACUAACUGGCUAAGAUCAAUAGAUGACACAACACGGCAAGGACUUCUCUGUUUUGGAACCUGGAUAGCUGAUGUCAAACACACUUGGACAAAUCAAAAUCCCAUCAAGUUUACUUACAGGCCCAAGGACAUCGUUGAGGUUUGAGCAAUAAAGCCACUGGAAUUGGGGCAUAGCACUCAAAAAUUAUUGUCUAUACUUUUGGUCUUACAAUUUUAUUCUGGACCAUAAUAUAUUCAGUGCUUGGUGGUGGGAAGUCAUGCGAAGAGAGAACCGAGAAUCUGUGAUGGAGGCCUAGUGUCACAUGU
Molecule: messenger RNA, 2420 nt
Organism: Aspergillus glaucus CBS 516.65
Lineage: Eukaryota; Fungi; Ascomycota; Eurotiomycetes; Eurotiales; Aspergillaceae
Exons: 12
Coding region: 32-2128 (698 amino acids)
Source: RefSeq, a predicted model, not a curated record